CAGAGAAAAUUUCUACUCUGUUAAUGCAUUUACUUCUUGCUUCCGAAGGAUUGUCUAGUGAUAGUUGGAUAUAGAGAAACAAAACAAUAAUUCGAAAAUUAACUAAUAUCUGCAUUCAUAUAGAAAUUGAGGAGUUACAAUUCUCAAAUCAAGAGUAGAAAAAAUGGCUGUUGGAAAGCUUUAUUUACAUUGGCGUUAUAAUACUUCUUCUUUUGUCCCAUUAAAAAAGGAAUCUCUGAUGAGAUAGUCCUCCUAAGAUUUUAAUUUAAAUUUAUAUCAAGUACUUAGCUAAAGUUCAAAUUCAAUUAAUAAAAGAAAAACCAAAUAAGUAUUACUCACUCUUUCGCUAGACAUUUAAGUAUUUAAUUCUAGAUCUGUCUAUAACUAAUGAAUGAUGUAUGUGUCAUGUUGGAUUUAUGAUAAGUAUGCACAAAGGUUUAAUAUGUCCGAUAUAUAUGUUGUUGGGGGGCUCACUUUGAACUUAUUACAUCAUAGAUGGAUGAUCCCUUCACAAUCAGAUUCCACCUUGGAGUAAAGAAGCCUAGUGAGGGGUUUGAGUUUGCUGGUGGAAUAUUAAGAGAAAAAAAAGACGUCACUCCAGAUUCAGUGACAUAUGAAGGAUUGAUUGCUGACGUUAAAGGUUUUGGCUUUCGUAUGAAGAGAAUGUGGUAUGAGACCCCCGGUGUAUACCAUGAGUUGACCAUAGAGAUCAAGAAUGAUGGGCAAGUGAAGGGAAUGGUGCAAUUAGCGUCAAAAAGGGGAUUGAUUCAUUUAUACGUCGAGGGAGGGUUUGACAGUGAGUGGAAGGGAGAGUUCGAUAACGAGAUAUUGGAGAUGUUAAGUGAGGAAUAUAGAAUGAAGAAUGAUGUGUUUUCGGACGAGGAUGGAGUUGAGUGGGACGUUUCAGGUCCCGAUGAAUACUCAGACUCUGCAUCUGUGGGUAAUAGCGAAACCGAUGGCACCUCCUCCAUUGAUGAUUUCCAGUCAGAGCCGGGUGAUGCUAAACGUUUUGAGGACACAGGAAAUAGAAGGCAAAUGACGGACCGAAGGAUUUGGCACUAUGGCAGUGUCGCCAGAAGGAAAACGGCGAGAAUGGAAAAUCGGAAGAAGGACAAUGAUGAGAGUUGGGAACCUGCCAACCAAAAUGAUGUUCUCCGGUCGAGUUGCCAAAGGUGCCAAGGAGCUGAACAUGAUGAGAAAUCCUGCAAAGCCGCAACUGAAGUUGAGGAUCAAAGACACCUUUCUCCUGUCAAGAGAGAUAGAACUGUGGCAACUAACCAACUACCUAAGAAAACAGGCAGAGGAAGUGGGGCCAUAUAUGCGUCAUCCCCAGGAAGGGAUCUUGCAAAAAGAGGUAGAGGAAGGGAUAUAGCUUCAAGUUCAAGAAACAACAAAAGUUUGAGUUCGGGCAAGGACACAACUUCCAUAGCAGGAAAGUACACGGCAUCAAAUUCAGGAAGGAGCAUAUCUUCAAUUUCACAAAGCAGCGUGACUUCGAGUUUGGGAUGGGGCAGAGGUUCAACUUCAGGAAGGGGCACAGCUUUGAGUUCAGGAAGAGACACAAAUUUUAUUUUAGGAAGGGUAGAGGUUCAAGAUCAAAAAGGGGCACAACUAAUAUGGGCGCAAGUUCAAGUUCUGGCAGGAGCAUAGCGUCAAGUUCACGAAGCAGCAGGACUUUGAGUACAGAACGGGGCAGAGGUUCCCCUUCAGGAAAUAGCAUGACUGUGAAUUCUGUAAAGGGCGCAACUGUGAGUUUAGAAAGGGGCACAACUAGAACGGGUGCAAAUUUGAGAUCAGGAACGGACAAGGGUUCAA
Molecule: messenger RNA, 1815 nt
Organism: Eucalyptus grandis
Lineage: Eukaryota; Viridiplantae; Streptophyta; Magnoliopsida; Myrtales; Myrtaceae
Exons: 2
Coding region: 496-1650 (384 amino acids)
Source: RefSeq, a predicted model, not a curated record